This is a messenger RNA of Sinocyclocheilus anshuiensis, 2295 nucleotides long. RefSeq names its product cytosolic purine 5'-nucleotidase-like. Bases 200 to 1621 code for a protein of 473 amino acids. Gene Ontology annotation, molecular function: 5'-nucleotidase activity. The transcript has 18 exons. NCBI's taxonomy places the organism in Eukaryota, Metazoa, Chordata, Actinopteri, Cypriniformes, Cyprinidae. The record is from RefSeq and is a predicted model, not a curated record.
UUCGCGUGCAUCCCACAUACGCCCAAAUUACGCACAUAGCGCUCCUGUUUACACGCCAAACCCAAGGAAAACGUACACUGGUGAAGUCAGCAUCAUGGUACAAUUUAAAGAGGAGUCUCAAAAGAGGAGUUUCGUGACAGCUCCACACUGCUGGUUAUAAUAAUAGCGAGAGAUUUGUGGAGCAGAGCGCACUUUCGCGAUGGAGCCGCGCGCCGCCAAAAGAGAAAUCACUCAGAGGGUGUUUGUGAACCGGAGUUUGACACUUGAAAACAUCAAGUGCUAUGGCUUCGACAUGGAUUACACUCUGGCAGUGUAUAAGUCUCCAGAGUAUGAGAGUCUGGGCUUUGAGCUGCUCAGGGACAGGCUGGUGUCAAUGGGAUAUCCACACGAGCUGCUGGGCUAUAUGUACGAUCCCACCUUCCCCACACGAGGUCUGGUGUAUGAUACCACGUAUGGGAACCUGUUGAAAAUAGACUCCAAUGGAAACAUCCUGGUAUGCACUCACGGCUUUGAGUACCUGAGAGGCGAACAGGUCGAUGAGUAUUAUCCAAACAAGUUCAUCCAGAGGGACGACACGAACCGCUUUUACGUCCUCAACACGCUUUUCAACCUUCCAGAGACGUAUCUGUAUGCGUGCCUGGUUGACUUUUUCACCAAAAGCAGCAGAUACAAAAAUUGCAUGAAAGGGUUCAAACACUGUGACUUGUUCAUGUCACACAGAAGCACGUUUCAGGACAUUAGGGAUGCCAUGGAUUACCUUCACGACACGGGCACUCUGAAGGAAAGAACUCUGAAGAACCUAGACAAGUACGUGAUUAAAGAUCCUCGUCUUCCUGUGUUACUGAGCCGCAUCAAAGAGGUCGCCAAAGUGUUCCUGGCCACCAACAGCGACUUCAGUUACACCGAGGCAAUUAUGAAAUACUUACUGGAUUUUCCAUCUGGCUCUAAGAACCCCAAGAAACUGUGGCGCUCAUACUUUGAUCUGGUGGUGGUGGACACGAAGAAGCCCUUGUUCUUUGCAGGGGGGACAGUGUUACGACAGGUAGACACGGACACUGGGAAGCUGCGUAUCGGCACAUACACCGGAAACCUUCAGCAUGGGACAGUGUAUUCUGGAGGAUCUUCUGACAUUGUCUGUGAUUUGCUGGAUGUUAUGGGGAAAGACAUCCUCUAUGUGGGGGAUCACAUCUUUGGCGAUAUCCUCAAGUCAAAGAAACGUCAAGGCUGGAAGACUUUCCUGGUGGUUCCUGAGCUUGUGAAGGAGCUGCACGUGUGGGCCGACAAAGCCAGUAUGUUUGAGGAGUUAAAACAUCUUGACAUCUUCCUUGCAGAAUUAUAUCAGCAUUUGGACAGUGGAAGUCAAGAGUGCCCAGAUAUUAGUGCAAUUCAGAACAGGAUAAAGAUGGUGACGUAUGGCAUGGAUCUGUGCUAUGGAAAAGUGGGCAGUCUUUUACGCUGUGGUUCCACAAAAACCCUCUUUGCCAGUCAGUUACUGCGCUAUGCGGAUAUAUACUCUACCUCCUGCCUCAACCUCCUAAACUACCCCUUCAGCUACCUCUUCAGAGCCCCUCUUGUCCUGCUGCCACAUGAGGCCGCUGUGGAGUCUCAGACUAAAGAGUAGAUCACAGAGCUGUCAGAGCACGUGCUCAAAACCACCAGCAUCAAGCGGCAAUGUGAGUGUGAAGACGGUGACUGUGGACAAGAAGAUAAUUGUGCCCAAAAUAAUCCACCUACCUCCACAGAGACAUGAGGACGGAGUUCUUUCUCUUUUUACUGCUCUAAAUAUGAGCUUUUUAUCAAGUGUGCAUAUGUUUCACUUUAACAUUUUCCAAUCCUGCCUUUAAACUGUGUAUUUAUGUGGUUGAUUUGCAGUAUUAGCUUUAACUUGAGUAUGAUUCUGGCAGGUAAUUGUGAGUAAAAGGAAUUUGCCAAGUUUUUUGUGAUGUUAACAAGUUAUUUAAGUUAACAGCUUUUGUGUUGUUAUGUGUAAAGCAAGUGUAAAAUCUUUAUUUAACCAUUUUAUAAAACUUUUAUAUUCAGUGUGUUUAAUUUAAGACCUUUGAUAGAAUGUAACUCAGUCUUUUGUCCGUCAGUCAUGAAUGCAUGAAAACUGAAGAACUGGGUUGCAGGAUUUUGAAGUCAAAUGUUUAUUUGCAUAUGUUUAUAAUGUCUCCUCCCAUGUGACAGAAUCCCAUACAAUAAUGCAGGGAUUGACAUAUAAUUAAGUAGAAAGUAAGUUUAAAAAUGUUUCUGAUUUAAUAGGCCUAUAUUUAUGCAUUUACAAGCUAUUUUUCA